This is a messenger RNA of Suncus etruscus (white-toothed pygmy shrew), 1736 nucleotides long. RefSeq names its product SH2 domain containing 4A (gene SH2D4A). Lineage: Eukaryota; Metazoa; Chordata; Mammalia; Eulipotyphla; Soricidae. Gene Ontology annotation, molecular function: phosphatase binding. The coding region runs from base 64 to 1413 and encodes 449 amino acids. The transcript has 9 exons. The record is from RefSeq and is a predicted model, not a curated record. Gene Ontology annotation, cellular component: cytoplasm.
CAUACCUGGAAGCCAUUUUGAAGAACUAUUGCCACAGUUGUAAAAGACUCCUGCCCUGCAAAGAUGCUGAAACAGAUACUGUCAGAGAUGUACAUAGAUCCUGAUCUGCUGGCAGAGCUCAGCGAAGAACAGAAACAGAUCCUGUUCUUUAAGAUGAGAGAGGAACAGAUCCGUCGAUGGAAAGAGAGAGAAGUGGCGAUGGAAAAAACAGAGCCCCUGCCAGUGAAAUCCAGACCAAAGAAAGAGAAUGGCAAAUCUGUUCAUUGGAAACUGGGAGCUGAUAAGGAAGUCUGGGUCUGGGUGAUGGGUGAACACCAUCUAGAUAAGCCCUACGAUGUGCUCUGUAAUGAAAUUAUUGCUGAGAGGGCCCGGAUGAUGGCAGAGCAAGAUAAAGAAGAGCUCAGAAAAACUCAAUCGAGAGAGUUCAUAAAUAACCUAAAACCAACAUCAUGCUACUAUGAUGUACAGGUACCAGAUAACUUGGAGACUAAGAACAUAUGUAAGAAAGCAAUGGAAGAAGAAAAGUUGGGGCAACUCUCAGCAUACUCCCAGGAAAAAGAAAAAAUUCCAUCACCUACCAGUUCCUCAAGAAAUAUUCAACAAAUGUUGGCAGAUUCUAUCAAUCGUAUGAAGUCAUAUGGAUUUCACCAGAAAAAGGAAUCCCUGAAGAAAACACAAGAGGAAGAGGAAAAACAAGUAGAUGAAGAGAAAACCAAGCAGAUUUAUAAGAACUGGAAGGAAGAUUCAGAGUGGCAAGCAUCCUUGCGAAAAUCUAAAGCAGCUGAUGAGAAGAGAAGAUCUUUGGCUAAACAAGCACGGGAAGACUACAAGCGGCUAUCUCUAGCGGCCCAAAGAGCAAAAUGUGAGGGGUCACAGAGCCUCCCGUGUGUUCCACAAAAACCAAAAAGACCCCCACUUCCACCAAAGCCUCAAUUUCUCAACCCAGCUGGAUAUCCUCAAAAACCUCCUAGAAAUCAGGGAGUGACAAGGACAUCAUCCAGUUCUGCUGAAGAGAUCAUUCGUUGGUUUAAGGAGGAGCAGUUACCACUGCAUGCCUGCUACCAGAAAAACUCAGCAACCAUUGCUCCGUGGUUCCAUGGAAUUAUCACACUAAAAAGAGCAAAUGAACUUCUGAGCACAUGUGUGCCAGGCAGUUUUCUAAUCCGCGUCAGUGAAAGGAUCAAAGGCUAUGCCCUGUCCUACCAGUCGGAGGAAGGCUGCAAACACUUCCUUAUUGAUGCCUCUACAGACUCCUACAGUUUUUUGGGCGUUGACCAACUACAGCACAACACUCUGGCAGACUUGGUGGAGUAUCACAAGGAUGAACCUAUCACAUCCUUAGGGAAAGAGCUUCUUCUAUACCCCUGUGGUCAACAGUCCCAGUUGCCUGACUACCUGGAGCUCUUUGAGUGAUAGUCACAUUGUGGCUACAUUUCUGUCUGGACUUCCUCUCAACAAACAGUGCUGAAAUCGGCAUUUAUAUGUCAAGCCAAAAAUCACCCUUUAGAAGAAAUAAUCAGCUGGAGGCAUCCUUAGAAACUUUAGGAAUCUCCUUUCUGCACAAAUAUUGGAGUUUCGUGCUACGUGAAAAUAACCAUUUCAUACUUUGGACUUCAAAAGUAAAGGGAGAAGAUCCAUUAUUUCAACAACUACCAUAGUGAUAUCUGUAAGAUAAAAGGAAACAAGAAAUUCCCUUGUGAAUUCAGAUGAACUUCAAAAACAAGUAGCUCAUAUGA